AUAUAGUUUCAGAGUUACUGUUUACACCCUAUAAAUAUAUGUCAGUUAGCAUUGAGUAAUAUUACAAAAAUUUGGUUUCCCUAUAGUCUUUGCUUGGUUCUAUGGAUCUAAUAAAAUCCUUAUGGAUUGGCUUCAUAUUCUUGUCUUCCUUCUGGAUGAACUCUCUCUGUACUAACCAAAAUGGUUUCUUGAGUUUAUCCUGCGGUGGAGCUACAAGUUUUACCGAUUCAUCCAACGUUUCAUGGGUUUCUGACAGUAAAUACAUAGCCACAGGAAACAUUACCACCACCACCAUUGGUGCUACUUCAUCAUCUACCAUUCCUCUCAGGUUUUUUCCGGAUUCGAAAGCUCGAAAAUGCUAUAAGCUACCAUUGAAGAAUUUAUCAUCUGUUGUUCUUGUUAGGCCUCAAUUUCUGUACAAGAAUUACGACAAGCUUCGAAAACCCCCUUCUUUUCGUGUUUCUAUCGACACAGCUAUUAUUAGUACUGUAAAUCUUGCAAAAAAUGAUCCAUGGAUUGAAGAAUUUGUUUGGCCUGCUAAUAAGGAAACACUCUCUUUCUGCUUACAUAGUAUUCCUGACGGCGGAUUUCCUGUUAUUGCAUCGCUUGAAGUUCGUUCGCUUCCUGAAGGAUCUUAUCGGAGUGGAAUUGGAGAAUUUCCUGAUAGAUUACUCAGAAAAACUUAUCGUAUUAAUAGUGGCUAUGCUAAUGGUUCCUUAAGGUACCCUUACGAUCCAUAUGAUCGAAUCUGGGAUGCUGAUGAAAAUUAUACACCAUUUCACGUAUCGACUGGAUUCGAGAAGCUACUAAAGGUUGAGUCAUCAAGUGUUAGUGAGGAUCCUCCCAUCAAUGUUCUUCAGAACGCGAGAGUAUUGGCACGGAAGGAUGUUCUGAGUUACAAUCUUGGUCUGGAUACACUUGGAGAUUACUACAUUGUCCUUUACUUUGCUGGGAUUCUUCCUGUUUCUCCCUCUUUUGAUGUUCUGAUUAAUGGUCAUAUUGUUCAUUCUAAUUAUACUGUCAGAGUUUCAGAAGCUAGUGCUUUGUAUUUAACGCGAAAAGAAAUAAAUAGCUUGAAUAUUACUCUGAAGAGUAUCAGCUUCUAUCCACAAAUCAAUGGGAUUGAAGUUUAUGAGAUUCUUGAAAUUCCAUUACAAACUUCCUCAACUACAGUGUCAGCACUUCAGGUUAUUCAGCAUUCAACAGGAUUAGACCUGGAAUGGGAAGAUGAUCCGUGUUCUCCAACACCAUGGGAUCAUAUUCAAUGUGAAGGAAGCCUUGUCACAUCAUUGGAGCUUUCAGAUGUCAAUUUAAGGUCAAUUAAUCCAACCUUUGGUGAUCUACUGGACCUUAAAACACUGGAUUUGCAUAACACUUCACUUGCUGGAGAGAUUCAGAACUUAGGAAGCCUCCAACAUCUUGAGAAGCUGAACCUGAGUUUCAACCAUCUAACAUCCUUUGGGACUGAACUGGACAAACUGGUUAGCCUUCAGAGUUUGGACCUGCGAAACAAUAGCUUGCAAGGAACUGUUCCUGAUGGCUUAGCAGAGUUGGAUGACCUUCAUCUAUUGAACCUGGAAAACAAUAAACUGGAGGGCAGUCUUCCACAGUCUCUAAACAGAGAAAGUUUGGAAGUGAGGACAUCAGGAAAUCCAUGUCUUUCCUUCUCGACUUUGUCGUGCAGCGACAUUUCAUCUAAUCCGACGAUAGAAACACCACAAGUUACAAUUUUUACCAAGAAAAGUCGUAACAAGAUCAAUCAUAUGGCAAUUAUACUUGGUGCAGCUGGAGGAACCAUAUUUGCUCUUCUUCUCAUUUCUCUUGCACUAUUCCUCUACACAAAGAAACAAACUAGUGAACUCACAUACACAGACAGGACUGCAAUAGAUAUGAGAAACUGGAAUGCAGCAAGAAUCUUUUCCUAUAAAGAAAUAAAAAGAGCUACAAACAAGUUUAAGGAGGUUAUUGGCCGUGGAAGUUUCGGAGCUGUUUAUCUUGGAAAGCUUUCAGAUGGAAAACCAGUAGCUGUGAAAGUGAGGUUUGACAGGACUCAACUUGGGGCUGAUUCUUUUAUCAAUGAGGUGUAUCUGUUGUCGCAAAUUCGUCAUCAGAAUCUUGUGGGUCUGGAAGGAUUUUGUUAUGAAUCAAAGCAGCAAAUUCUAGUCUAUGAGUAUCUACCUGGUGGAUCAUUGGCUGAUCACCUCUAUGGUCCUAACAGUCGAAAAGUUUCCUUAAGUUGGGUUCGUAGACUGAAAAUUGCUGUUGAUUCUGCUAAGGGAUUGGACUAUCUGCACAACGGGAGCGAACCGAGAAUUAUACACCGUGAUGUGAAAUGCAGCAACAUAUUAAUGGACAAGGACAUGAAUGCCAAGGUCUGUGACUUUGGCCUUUCUAAGCAAGUGAUGCAGGCAGAUGCAAGCCACGUGACUACUGUUGUCAAAGGCACUGCUGGCUAUCUUGAUCCUGAGUACUAUUCUACCCAACAGCUUACAGAGAAAAGCGAUGUCUACAGCUUCGGUGUUGUUCUUUUGGAGCUCAUUUGUGGUCGGGAACCAUUACGCCGCUCAGGAACUCCAGAUUCCUUCAAUUUAGUCUUAUGGGCCAAGCCCUACUUGCAGGCGGAUGCAUUUGAGAUAGUAGAUGAUAGCAUAAAGGGAACUUUUGAGGUAGAAAGCAUGAGAAAGGCAGCAAAAGUUGCUGCUAGGUCAGUAGAGAGAGAUGCCUCACAGAGGCCUAAUAUAGCAGAGGUAUUGACAGAGCUAAAAGAAGCAUACAACACUCAGCUGGCAUAUCUCGCAGCCUGCGACAUUGAUGAAUGCAGAUAAAUCUUACACAUGAAAUAUAAAAUGGAUCUAGACAGACCUGAAGUGGAAGGGUGAUCAAGCAACCACCGCAAACUCCAGCAAAGAAAAUUUCUGGAGAUACACCCUGCAUUCAGAUAAGAGAUUGUUUCACUAAAAGUACUAAUAUGAUGCAUAAAUCCAUAGUAGACAGUAUGAAAAAUGUUGCAGAUAACUCGCAUGUUUAUUAUUAGGUCACGAGAUAAAAUCCAUUCAGAUUUCCUAU
Mercurialis annua (annual mercury) is the source of this 3066-nucleotide messenger RNA. RefSeq names its product probable LRR receptor-like serine/threonine-protein kinase At5g48740. The record is from RefSeq and is a predicted model, not a curated record. Gene Ontology annotation, molecular function: protein binding; ATP binding; protein kinase activity. The coding region runs from base 102 to 2825 and encodes 907 amino acids. Gene Ontology annotation, biological process: protein phosphorylation. NCBI's taxonomy places the organism in Eukaryota, Viridiplantae, Streptophyta, Magnoliopsida, Malpighiales, Euphorbiaceae. The transcript has 17 exons.